Messenger RNA from Musca vetustissima, 702 nucleotides. Its product is annotated as probable RNA methyltransferase CG11342. The record is from RefSeq and is a predicted model, not a curated record. The transcript has 2 exons. The coding region runs from base 1 to 702 and encodes 233 amino acids. Gene Ontology annotation, molecular function: RNA methyltransferase activity; O-methyltransferase activity. Gene Ontology annotation, cellular component: cytoplasm. Gene Ontology annotation, biological process: miRNA metabolic process; negative regulation of pre-miRNA processing. Lineage: Eukaryota; Metazoa; Arthropoda; Insecta; Diptera; Muscidae.
AUGGAAUUCCGAAAUAAAGAUCCUGGAGCUGUGCAAUAUGGAAACUUUAUCAACUACUAUCAAUUUAACUCAGCAGAAGAACGCUUAAAACUUCUUCCCACAGAACAUUGGUCGGCAGACGAUGACGAACAAAAUGCACCCUACCUAGUACUAGAUGUUGGCUGUAAUUCUGGCGUAUUCACCCAACUUUUAUAUGGUUAUCUUAGCAAAUUAUUACCACAACGUAAAAUUCUCGUCUAUGGUGUCGAUAUCGAUGAUGCCCUUAUCAAAAGGGCUAUUGCAGAAAAUAAUUGUGAUUCAAUAGCAUUCGAUUGUGUUGAUGUUAUGGACAAUAAUGCAUUUGAAAAAGUCACCGAAUAUUUGGCAAAACAUCAACGUUCGAAAUUCGAUGCAAUUUGUUGUUUUUCAAUAACAAUGUGGAUACAUUUAAAUCAUCAUGAUGCAGGACUGCAAGAAUUCCUACGUAAAUUAUCAUCGUUAGCUAAAUUAUUCGUUGUAGAACCACAACCCUGGAAGUGUUAUCAGACGGCUGAGAGAAGAUUAAAAAAAUCGGGAGAAGUUUUUCCAUUAUUUCUCGAUUUAAAAUGGCGUUCUCAGGUGGAAGACGAAAUACAAAAUUAUCUUGAAUCGACAUUACAAAGGCGGAAAGUGUAUGAAUCAUGUCCGACGAAGUGGAAAAGAAAAAUUUGUUUUUAUAGAUAA